This is a messenger RNA of Chaetura pelagica (chimney swift), 1371 nucleotides long. It is a transcript of the gene CRTAM, whose product is annotated as cytotoxic and regulatory T cell molecule. Gene Ontology annotation, biological process: detection of tumor cell; cell recognition; positive regulation of natural killer cell mediated cytotoxicity directed against tumor cell target. Gene Ontology annotation, cellular component: plasma membrane. Lineage: Eukaryota; Metazoa; Chordata; Aves; Apodiformes; Apodidae. The transcript has 12 exons. The coding region runs from base 1 to 1371 and encodes 456 amino acids. The record is from RefSeq and is a predicted model, not a curated record. Gene Ontology annotation, molecular function: signaling receptor binding.
AUGGCUCUCACCAGGACGCUGCACCUCGUGGCUCUGAUCUUGCUGCAAGGGGAUCUUCCAGGAGCUGGCAGUGAAACCACAACUCUAAAGGAAGGAGAAGACCUGCAUCUCCCCUGCACCCUCAGCAGUGACAGCAGCUCUGCCCGGCAGUGGUUGAACCCUCAGGGCUUUGCCAUUUUUCUGAACAGCCAGCGGGGUUUAAGAGAUCGGAGGUACAAACUUGUCCAGUAUUCAAAGGAUGAACUGACCAUCCAGCUGUCUAAUGUAACAGUGCAUGAUGAAGGCAUCUAUAGAUGCUUCUACUACAGCAUCCCAUUCAAAAGCAAGAACAAGACUGUUGAAGUAUUAGCUGCUCCUUCUAAUCCAGUACUGGAAGUGUCCCAGGGCAGAGAAAGAACUAUUAUACUGUCUUGCUACACCCAAGGAUGCAAACCACAGCCCCAGGUUUCCUGGCUUUUGGACAACGGGAUAGAGCUCCCUGGUGACACUAAGCACAAGUUAGAAGCUGAUGGGAAGAAAUGGAGCACGACCAGCACCCUGACAGUCCUGGCCUAUGGGCCCAACUCCUCAGCCAGCUGCAUCGUUCGCCACCGAGCACUGGGAGAAGAGAAUUUGAUGGCAUCUUUCUGGUUUGGGGACCUCUCUAGGAUAGCGACAAAACCAAAUCCUACACCAACUAUGCCAGAGGUGGAUACACGUGUCUCUGAGAAGGAGCAGUCUACAGGAUCUGAACAACCAACCAGCCCUUCUGCAGCAGCAGAGGAUUCAGUAGGUGCCAGCUCAACAUCAACACCAACUCAGCAAAACCUCCAGCCAAAUGUCACAUCUGCUUGGUCUGAAGUAACAUCAGAUGCAGAGGGAAAUAGAGAAUUGGUUGGUUCAUGGAGUCAUCAUGUACCCAAGGGGACUGAAGCAGCACUCAGAGGCAACACCACAGAAGAGGAACUUCCCAGGACAGAACCCACAUCACCAAGUGAAAAUGUGACAGUGAUUCCUGCCAUCACCUGUGAGAAAGACCUGAACUCUGAAAGCUUCCAAAAGAAGGAGAAUCAUCUCCUGCUGCCUAUCUUGGUGACUGCUCUGAUUUUUGUGAUGCUCAUCAUUGUCCUGCUUUUUAUGAGGAAGCUGAAAAAAGCUCAUGGAGUGUGGAAGAAAGAAAAUGAUGUUUCAGAGCAGACACUGGAGAGUUACAAAUCCAAAUCAAAUGAAGACAGUCCAGGCCAUGAGACAAAUGAACGUGUUGUCAAUCAGAAGUCCAACAUGCAAUAUGUAACAGAAGGCUAUGUGGAAACAACAUGGAAUAAUCCAAGAGACAAAACUGCCACAAUGAGUGAGAAACUGUUUGGAUGUGGGAAGGAAACAGAUGUGUAG